AUACGAUUACGUGAAUAUUUGUGGAAAGUUUCGUCUAUUCGGGCCAAAAAUGUUUUCACGCUCACGAACUCUCGGGCCGGCGAUGUGCCGAUGCUACACCCAAAUCAAGGGCGGCUCCAAUCCAGCAGGCCGCAGCAGUGGAGCAGGCGCUCCUCCGUCUAGUUCCAAAGUAACGGGCCUGAGCAGCAACUGCGUGAAACCCACAUCAGCUCCUGUGGGACCAGGCGCUUCAGCAUCCAGCGGCUACAAAGUUCCCGAAUACUUCUCCUUUAACCGAUUCAGCUUCGCUGAAGCCGAGGUGGAAAUGUCCAAGUAUCGCUGCCCACAGCCAUCUGCGCUGAAGAAGUAGUGGCGUGGAGUGGAGAUUCCAAGGAGAUUGCGAAACCAAAUGUAGUAAAUGUAUAAUAAACGGAACGUUUCCUAAGCCAGCCUCAAUAUCA
Drosophila persimilis is the source of this 440-nucleotide messenger RNA. RefSeq lists its product as uncharacterized. Bases 50 to 349 code for a protein of 99 amino acids. NCBI's taxonomy places the organism in Eukaryota, Metazoa, Arthropoda, Insecta, Diptera, Drosophilidae. The transcript has a single exon. The record is from RefSeq and is a predicted model, not a curated record. Gene Ontology annotation, cellular component: mitochondrion.